Arabis nemorensis is the source of this 768-nucleotide messenger RNA. Lineage: Eukaryota; Viridiplantae; Streptophyta; Magnoliopsida; Brassicales; Brassicaceae. The record is from the annotation of a GenBank genome assembly.
AUGAGGCUUGACCAUGAACAACAAGACUGUCGUUUCGGCAAUAAGGACAUCUCUGGUUCAGGAAACCCCCGCGGAAACAGAGGGAUAAAUCGUGAUAAUACUCUGGGUCGGCUUGAAGAAACAAAACAAAGAAGAUGGGAUAGGAAAGUUUAUGCGCAGGCUGGCUCGUCCCAGCGUUAUAACCCACCUUCUCGACCUCUGUGUCUACAAAGGGAUGAUACGUAUGAUAACUUUCUCGUAGUCAGAGAGAGAAAAAGCAGAGAGACAAUGUUCACAUAUCAGAGCAGAGAGCGGGCUGAUGGGAGCACAACCCGUUCUUACGAUCAUGGAGCUCCUCCACGAUACCGUCAACCUCCAUACCAUUGGAAAGAAGUUUCGAGACCCCGCCCCCAAGAGGUUUUACCUAGAGAUUCCUCUGGUUCUCGACAUGUGUCCCCUCGGAGAUCUCACAGUCAUCAAAAAACUUUCCUUACCUCCUCUCCAACUGGGGUAAACUCGGGUCAGGGCAACGGAUACACUACUUCUUUGGGCUCUGGAAGAUCCCGGAGACUAGCUUUGGAAAGAGUCUCCAAUGAAUAUAACAAUACCAUUAUGAACCCCCCAAGAGGAGUGCUUUCCAACUCCUCUAAUCUUCAGGAUGUUGAAAUCAGAGUGGAAGAGAGCCCAUUUACUAGAAGCAGAGUCUCCCCCUUCGGAAUGAGGCACCUCUUUCUCCAGAGAGACGAGCUUGUAUUCAAGACCGUUUGGGAUCUCCAUAAACCGAUAUAA